AUGUAUGAACAUUUGAUGUUUGAAGAGGAGCAGGUUCAUUGGAGUCAUUUUAUCCAGCAUAAUGGUGCGAGGCCUAGAUCUAUUGUUUGUCUUUGGCUGGUCUUCCAUAAUCGUUUGGCCACAAAAGCCAGAUUGAAAGGACUUGGUUUUCUGCAAGAGGAAUGCUGCAGCCUCUGUGAGGAACAUAAAGAAGAUAUUGACCACUUGCUUACCAGCUGCAAAAUUACCAAGAACAUUUGGCAGGAUGUGUUAUCUUGGCUUGAUAUUAAGCGUAAGCCUCAACAAUGGCAAGAUGAAAUGAAGUGGAUUCUGCAUAACACGAAAGGCAAGAGCUUCAGGGCUAGCAAGCUGAAGAUUGUAGUGGCGGAAACUGUCUAUGGAAUAUGGAAGUUUCGAAAUGAGUAUACCUUUGGCUUAAAUACUAAUAAAGAUACUACUACUAUUGUUCAUAAGAUCAUAGAUUCUAUAGUCUUUAGAGGUUGGCUCAAAGAUAAAUUUAGGAAAAAAUUAGCUUUACUCAUGAUGUAA
Molecule: messenger RNA, 528 nt
Organism: Vicia villosa (hairy vetch)
Lineage: Eukaryota; Viridiplantae; Streptophyta; Magnoliopsida; Fabales; Fabaceae
Exons: 1
Coding region: 1-528 (175 amino acids)
Source: RefSeq, a predicted model, not a curated record